Messenger RNA from Parasteatoda tepidariorum (common house spider), 5434 nucleotides. Its product is annotated as putative receptor-type tyrosine-protein phosphatase mosPTP-1. NCBI's taxonomy places the organism in Eukaryota, Metazoa, Arthropoda, Arachnida, Araneae, Theridiidae. Gene Ontology annotation, molecular function: protein binding; protein tyrosine phosphatase activity. The record is from RefSeq and is a predicted model, not a curated record. Gene Ontology annotation, biological process: protein dephosphorylation.
CAAAAACAGAAAUGCAUUCUAAAAUUUCAGAUGAUCUUCGAAGACGUUUAGUAAACGAUUAUCAACCGGCUCAAAAACUCAAUGAGCUUUCUUAUAUCUGUUGAAUAUUUGAGGGCUCCGUGAAGAUCGGAGUAAAUGAUCCUAAAACGGAUUUGUUUAUGUUGUGAUUGUUCUUUUGUGGUUUGUGGGAUAAAAAAUGUCUUGGGUCCUGAUAUGUGGAAUAAUGGUCAUCUUUCUCCACCCAUCUGCUGGAUACUAUCACGGUAACGGAGACAUUCAGAAUGAGUACGUGAGAACAGGAAACAAUGCCACACUUUAUUGCCAGCCUGCUUCGGAAAUGGAUAAAAUUAAUCGUCUCAUCUGGUAUAAAGAAGAUAAAAAGAUAGCAGAAAUAGUAAAUGGUAGAAGGACGUUUUGGGAUGCUGGUAGCCAUCUAAAUCUCCAGUCUCACAAUAAUGCCCUUUAUUUUCGGAGAGUCACUUACAAGGACAGUGGCGAGUAUUAUUGUGAAGUGAAUUCGAAAAGGAGUAGACAAUCUCUUGCUCGAUUGCUUGUCCAAGAUAUACCUGAGCCUGCUGGCAUGCCUUUAAUUAUGGGUUUCACAUCUCGUUCUGUUAAUUUAUCAUGGGCGCCAAGUACCAAUAAUCAUAAUAGUCCAAUAUUACAUUACAUCAUUCAUGUUAGAGUUGGUGAAAUGGGUGAAUGGGAAAGUGCUAUGGGUGUUAUGACUCCUGAUAAUAAAACUGCUUACCAUGUCAUAGGCUUGCAGCCAUACACUGUUUAUUCAUUUCGAGUCAUUGCAGUAAAUGCAAUUGGUGCAAGUGAACCGAGCAAAGAAUCAUAUUAUAUGGUUACUCUGAGAGAAGUUCCUGAUGGUAAACCAACAAUAACUGGAGCUUUUAACACAAGUAGCACAUCCAUACGUCUUGAAUGGACUCCACCUCCUGAAAGAACUAUUCAUGGUGAAUUUUUGGGAUACAGAAUAACUUACAGGCCUCGAGAUCGUCCAGAAGAAGAAAGAGAAAUUAUUCUCAGGGAUCCAAAUUUAAGACAAUACACCAUACGGAAUUUAGAUAUUUUCACUCAAUAUCUAAUAUCAGUUCAAGUUUUUAACCCUGCUGGCCAUGGCCCUGCUGCAACUGUUGCUGUUAUGACAGAUGAAGGAACUCCAUCAAAAACUCUGAACUUAUCAAUAGAAAAGGUUGGAGACAGCUCUGUGAGACUGAGUUGGCAGGAGCCAGAAUUUCCAAAUGGCAUUAUACAAGGGUAUAGAGUUUAUUUUCAACACACCGCUCUAAAUCAUACAGAAAUGCGUCGAACUCAAAAUCCACAGCCUAUUAUGGAUUUCUUACUUCAAAAUUUAAAACCUUUUAGCCAUUAUAAAAUAUGGGUGAAUGCAUAUACUGGUAAACAUGAAGGAGAAUCUAGUAAGGUUCUGGAAUUUCAUACUGAUGUUCAAGGACCCAGUGCACCCAUUAUUUUGAAUUUAACAUGUCAAGCUCUUGACAGCAUAUUUGUGCAGUGGGAACGUCCUCAAGUUUUUUUCAACCGCAUAGACUACUAUUUUGUUCAUUACCGUUCUGAAAAUAAUUGGGAUUUUGAAGAAAUUGCCAUGGCUUCACCUCAGGAAAGAGCUAUUGAUCAUGGAAUGUUUAUACCAAAUUUAACUGCCAAUACUAUGUAUGAAGUAAAAGUCCGUGGGGCAACACGUAGUGUAAUAGAACAUUCUAAACUUUUUAAAGGACAAUUUUCUGAGCCUAGAAAAGUACUUCUUCAAAAUAAAUGCCCAACUUUUAAUGGUGUUCCAUAUGGGGAUGCUUCUGUAAGUGCUGGAGUUAUUGCUGGAGUUAUGUGUGCCUCUUUUGCUUUAAUUUUAUCAAUAGUUUCUUUUAUAUUAUGGAGAAAAUACUUUCAAGCUGCCUAUUAUUAUCUUGAUGAUCCUCUAGGUAACAGAGCUUCUCCACAGUUGUCUGAAACUUUUGAUGAUUCAGAAUAUACUGCUAUUCCUGUGCCCCUUUGGCCAAAGCACGUUGCAGAACUGCAUGCUGAUGGUGAUAUAGGGUUUUCUAGAGAAUAUGAAGCUAUACAACAAGCAACAGAUGUCGAUCUUUGUUCAGAACAUUCUCAAAUGAUUGAAAAUAAGAACAAAAAUCGAUAUGUGAACAUAGUUGCAUAUGAUCAUUCUAGAGUAAUUUUGAAGCAGUCUGCUGGACAACGAAAAAUGCAUGAUUAUAUCAAUGCCAAUUAUAUUGAUGGUUACAACAAACCUGCAGCUUAUAUUGGUACACAAGGACCUUUGCCUUCUACAUUUGAUGACUAUUGGCGUAUGAUUUGGGAGCAAAGAGUUCAUAUAAUUGUCAUGAUAACAAAUUUAGUUGAAAGAGGCAGAAAAUUUAUGUGUGAAAGAAAUGUUUACCAAUAUCAUUAUACUAAUUGGCCUGAUCAUGGUGUACCCGACCAUGCUCUUCCUGUCUUAAAUUUUGUCCGGAAAUCAUCAAGUGCUAAUCCUAAUAAUGCUGGUCCAAUUAUUGUCCAUUGCAGUGCUGGUGUUGGUAGAACUGGAACUUAUAUUGUGCUAGAUGCCAUGCUUCAACAAAUACAGCAUAGACAAAGUAUAAAUGUCUGUGGCUUUCUUAAACAUAUACGGCAGCAGAGAAACUACUUAGUUCAAACAGAGGAACAAUACAUAUUUAUACAUGAUGCUCUUCUGGAAGCUCUUGAGAGUGGUGAAACUGAAGUUCCAUUGCAUCAAUAUGGCUCAUAUUUAUGUAAUCUUAAUAGCCCAGUUAAUGAAAAUAGUGAUAAAAGUCAAACACAAUUAGAAAAACAAUUUAAGCUGGCCACAUCAUUUAAAGCUAAAGAUUUUAAUGUAGUAUCAGCUCUAAAGCCUUGCAAUAAGGGCAAGAACCGCUCACUUAAUCUUAUUCCUCUUGAAUCAUACAGAGUUCAUAUUACUCCUAAACCAGGGACUGACGGAUCUGAUUACAUUAAUGCCACAUUUCUUCCAGGAUUCAAUAAACUUCGAGAAUUCAUCAUCACUCAGCACCCAUUAACUGUUACUAUUCCUGACUUUUGGCAGAUGGUUUUUGAUCACAAUUCGCAAACUGUUGUGGUGUUAUCAUCUGUUGAUGAUAAAGAAUUUCCUUGUUUUUGGCCAAAGAAAGGAGAAGAGGCUGAUCAUGGUGGUUUCAAAGUGAAAAUGGUUGAAGAAUCUUGCCAAGAGUCAUUUGUCACAAGAGAUUUUAUAAUACAAGCCACACAAGAUGAAUAUGAACUGGUCUGUCGUAUUUUCCAAUGUCCUGGUUGGCCUGAGUGUUGCACCCCACCAAAUAAUGUUUUUGACUUGGUUCUUUUGGUUCAAAAAUGGCACUUAGAAAAUAACUAUGGCCCUAUAAUUGUUGUUGAUAAGUUUGGCGGGACUGAAGCAGCAUCAUUUUGCUGUCUUACAGCAUUGAACAAACAGUUUAAAUAUGAAAAAUGUGUAGAUGUUUACUUACAUGCUAAACUCUAUCAUAUGAGAAGACCAGGCAUUUGGAAGACACAAGAUGAUCUCAUGUUCCUGUAUCGAGCACUAGAAAAUGUCAUAGCCGCAGGAUCUUCUGAAACAGAGUCAGCUUUAGGCAAUGCAACAAACGGCCAUGUGAACAGCAAUGGACAUGCUGUUAAAUUGCCAACUACUUGUAGUAUAGAUUCAGCUGUAGCAUGAUAACAAAGCAAAAUUAUCUAAAGAAUGUAAUUUAUAUUUAAAAAUUGAAAGAGAAAUAUUGUUUUAGCAUUGCUUACGAUACAGGUGACCCCCUUCAGCACUGCAUUCUUGUGUGUAAAUCAGAAAUGAUCUCAGAUCUCAUUAUUAGGAAUGCCAUCGAUUUAAAGUCAUUUUAUUAAUAUGAGAUUGGGUAAAUGCAAAGUCUUGUAAAAAGUUCUGUGGUGUAUUUUUUUUAAAUGAACUGAACCACUAGUGCCAUUAGGCAAUCUGGUUUUAUAUGUGUUCCAAGAAGUUCCAGCUCCUGCACUGCCUGUGUACAGUUGUGGUAGCUUCGAGAAUGUUGAUGCUGAGAUUUAUAGAAAAUAUAUAUUUCUGAGUUGCAGUCCCUCUUCUAUUAAAACUAAACUUUUAAUAGAAAAAUGAAGUGUCUAGUCGAGACCUGUAUUAUAUUGAACACGAGUGCUUAGAUUCAAUUUUAUUCCUGAUGUGAAAAGCUCUCUCUAUUCCACAAACAAAUGAGAGUACACAACAUUUAUAUUCAGAAAUAAUGAUAAUAAGAAAAAGAGCUAUCUAAAGAUUAAAAAAAAAGACUCUUAUUAAAAUAUAUUUUGUUACUGAUAAAAUUAUAAAUUUAGUUUUAUUUUGAUGUAAAGUAAUCCACGGACACAUCUCAAUAUGUCCUGGAUGUUUCUAUCAACAUCAAACUAAAGUAUAGGCUGCAUUUCUUUAAAGGUGAAAAAUAUGCUCUUUUCUAUAGACACUUUCAAUAUAAAAUGGAUUCCAUGCAUUUAAAGCUCAAAUGAUCCAUUUUUUGAAUAAGUAUAAAUUAUUUAUUUUUCCAACUUAAAAUAAUUUAUUGUUUUAGAACCUAAAGCACUUUUGUUUUCAGUCUUGUAUAUUUAGUCGUAUUUAGGCUAUACCUUUGUGUAAAUUAUUUUUUGUGAAAUAUCAAUGGGAGGUUGUAUUAUUUUUUCAGCCUGCUUUGUUCCUAGUGGUAUGGUAGCUAAUUUUUUAUUGUAAAUGUAUUAUUUAUGAAUUGUUUAUUGGCUUACACUAAAUUGGCAAAGCUUGUAAAUAUUUAAGUGAAGGUAUUUAUAUACAUGCAUUGAUCAUUUAAACACUGUCUUCUCAUCUGCUUUAGUUUUUCCUGAUCAUUUGAACACUGUCUUCUCAUCUGCUAUAGUUUUUCCUUAUUAUUUAUUUUAAUUUAAUAUUUUUUUUAUAAGGAAUAAGAUUUAAAAGGAAAUUUUUUUUUUUAUUUUGCACAUUCCUUUUUCGUAAGUUAACAUUUAUAUUUUAUUAUUUUACUUUUCUUAAGUUUUCUACUUUUACAUUCCUUAUUUUAGUUGGACAGUGAUAUAAUCCUGUUUAAGUAAUUUAUAUUUAAAAAGAUACCUGUAUUUUAUCUGGGGGUUAUUUUUUCUUUGGUAAAAAUUAAGUUAUUGCUAUUAUUGGAAUUCACUUGUCAGAAACAAAAUAUCCGAAUUUGUCAUUUUAUGCUGGUCAAAGUAGUAGGUUUUAGUUUGACAGUGAUAUUAACCUGAUAGUCAUUUGUGUUGGAAGUAACUUAUAUUAAAAGAAGGAAAAAAAUCUAUUUAAUCUGUGAAUCAUUUUUUCAUCUGUAAAGGUCUGGCCAUCAUUUUUAUUAAAGUAAAUUUAUUAGAAAUAAAAUGUCCGAAUUUGUAAUUUUAUCCUGUUUUAAUUUCUUUUUUUAAAUCAUAGUAAUUA